Messenger RNA from Adineta steineri, 6516 nucleotides. NCBI's taxonomy places the organism in Eukaryota, Metazoa, Rotifera, Eurotatoria, Adinetida, Adinetidae. The record is from the annotation of a GenBank genome assembly.
AUGGAUUAUCGUCAAACUUCUUCAUUAUCAUUUCAACAACAAAAUCACAGAGAAGAAGAAUCAACGACUUUUAAUCAUUUACAAACAUUAUCAAAAAAUAUGAUAUCCACCGCAGAUAAUUUUAACACCUAUGAUAUUCCAUUCAAAUCAAGUGGUAAAUCAAAUGUUAUUAUUGCAAUUCAAGAAAAUCGGAAACGUGAAAAACAUGAUUUAAACUAUCUGAAUGAUCGUUUUACUUCAUAUGUUGCACGUGUACAUUUUUUGGAGGGUCAAAAUAAAGCACUUCAACUGGAAAUUGAUCAAUUACGCCAACAAUGGUCGUCACAGAAAAAGAAAAUCAGAGAAAUGUACGAAGUAGAAAUAAAUUCAGCUCGUUAUAUUAUUAAUGAUACAAAUAAUGAUCGUGCUGCAGCUGAACUACGUGCUCAACGUUCUGAAGAAGAUUUAUUAAAAUUAAAAGAAAAAUAUACAUCACUAUUAGUUGGAAAAGGCUCCGAUCGAUAUAAAAUCGAACGAUUACAAAAGCAAAUAUCAAGUAACGAAGCAGAUAUUAAUCUGUUCCAUCGUCGUUUAGUUGAUUUACAAGAUGAACAUAAACGUUAUCAAACAAAAUCACAAGAUCUUAUCAUAGAUAUAAAAAAAAUUACAAAAGAAAUCGAUCAUGAAGUAAUUACACGUAUGCAAUUAGAAAAUCAAAAAGAACAACUUGAAAAAGAAAUUAAACUUUUACAACAACUUCAUAAACAAAAAGUUCAACAAAUCAAACAAAUAAGUUCCAUUAGUACACAAUAUGAUGAAACAAGAUUUUUCAAAAAUGAUCUAUCAAAAGCGAUUAAAAAAGUUCAAGAAGAAUAUGAAGAACGUAAUUAUCAACAACGAAAUGAACUUGAAGCAUGGUAUCAACGAAAAGUUGCACAAACAGUUCAAGAAAUUCAAUUUCAUCAUAAUGUUGAAAGAUCAGAUAAUAUUCGUAAACAUGAUGAAUUUAAUUAUUUACAAACGUUGAUAUCAGAUUCACAACAUGAGAUUGCUACGAUACGUCAAAGAAAUGAAAAUAUGAAAAAUAGUAUUCAAGAACUAGAAAAACGGAUAUACACGGAACGAGAUGAAAAUAUUCGAGCAUCAACUAAUCAUGAUCAUCAAAUAAAAGAAUUACGAGCUCGUCUUGAAGUUUUAGAUGAAGAUUAUAGUAAACUUAAUUCAACAAAAUCAACAUUGAAUACAGAAAUUGCUGAUUAUAGAAAAUUACUUGAAGGAGAAGAUAAAAGCGAAGGUUUAAAAGACAUAAUCAAUAACGUUCGAGGACAAAAUCUAAGUGAUUUUCUUAGUACGAAAUCAGGUAUUAAUCAAGGCUGUGAUAAUAAUUAUUCAAUGUUGUCAUCUUGUAUACCAAUUCAAUCGGUGCCAUUAACAACACGAAAAGAGCCAACAAUUUUUGAACAAGUAUAUGGUGGUUAUCGACGACCGACGACAACGACAAGUUUUAAUACUCAACGGAUAUCUGCUGCUGAUCGUUCGUGUACAUAUAAAUGGAGUGGAAGUAACAUAUAUACUCGAAAAUCAAAGAUAAAGACUUUUUUCGAAAGCCGUACAAUGCGGAAGCAACAACAACCUAAAGCUACUACACCACCUAGUUCUGAUUAUACAGAUGCAUAUCUAACUGCUUUUUCUCCUAAACCAAUCCCUACAAAACAUAUUUAUCGAUUGAGUACAUCGACAUUUACUAAUGUUGCACCACUUCCAUUCAUAUCAAAAAAUAUAAAUUUAUCUACAGACAACGUAAUCAAAACGAGCGAAACUCGUUUUAACAAUAUAGAAACAUCGAAUUCAUUCGAAAGAACCAUGCCACAUUUUCCUAAUUCAACCGCUACUCCCUCGCCGAACUUUUCUACUAAAUUUCAAUCUUUUUUUAAUACACCACCUAAUUCGUUUGAAACUCAAACAUCUAAUCCAAAUUCUCCAAUAUUAUCUCGUAACUCUCAAUCAUCAAACAAAACGAAUCAUACCUCUAGUAGACUUCAUUCAGUUACAAAUCCUGCUAUGUAUCGUUCUACAUCACCCGAUGAAAAUGCUUAUAAACCUAUAUCACCUACUACGAUUACUACAUCAUCGUUACCAUUAUCCACGAAACCUUCUAUAUUAUUUCAAUCUGCACCAUCAAUGCCUCUCAAAGAUAUGAAUAAAAGUAAUAUCAACGAACAUAAUAUAUUAUCUUCUUUAGACAAUGAAAAACGAAUUGAAAGACCAGAAACACUUUUAUUUCAACAUGACGAAGAUAUUCAUUCAUUUUCUCUGAAAAACUUAACACCAAUUAUAACUCCAUCACCCAUAGAAUCAAAAAUUGAACCAGAACAUCCUUUAGAAGACGAAUUAUCUAUUGCAGCAUCUAAACCAAUAGAAAUUCUUGAAAAUACACUAACUAAAUAUGAUUCAUUGAUUAAUCAAAUUUCAGACAUUCUUGCUACUGUAUCACCACUAUCAAGUUCUACUCUAAGUAGUAUGAGUCCAAACAAGAGUGUACUCGAUUAUGAACUUUCAGCUGAUGGUUCGCCAAUCCUUCAUCAUAAACGUGUUGAAUCGCCAACAUCUACUAGAAACGCUUAUACACAACGUAUGAAAACAAAACACAUGAUUCGUGAAGAUUCUUACGACAAAAUUGUUGUUGCUAUUAAAGAUCUUGAUAGUGAAAUCACUCCACCAUCUGAUAUAAAAACGUCAUCAUUAACUGAACGAAUAAAGGAAGAAACUAAACUUCUAUCAGAUGAUGAACUCGAAAAAAAUUCAUCACUCGAUGAAAAUAAGAAAGAAAUUGAAACUUUAUUGAGGGAUAUACAACAACUUUCAACUAUAAUUGAAAAUGAAAAAGAUGAACAUCAAUAUACUCGAUCUCGAACGGAAUUAUUAUCCAACGUAUUAAACGAUGAAGCUACAAUACAGAAAAUUAAUGCUACUUAUGAUGAAGUUAUAUCUGACAACAAAGACGAUGCUGAGAGUUCAUCAAAUCAAAAUCUUAUAGAAAAAAUUUAUCCAUCGAAUAUCUCUAAAGAAUCAUCGUCUAUCGUCAAUCAACAAACAGAUAUAUCUAUUUUUAAUAAAACAAUCUCUAACGAUGAGAAUAUAAUUACAUUGUCAUCAACUCUUGACGAUCAACACAUUAUAAAGGACGAUGUUGCUAGACUGCCGACUACUUCUACGAACUACGCAAACGAGAAAUUAACUUCAGAAAUAGUUAAUAAUAAACAAGGAUAUCAAAAAGAGACAUCGAUAGAACCACAAAUCUCAUCAAUUAACACUACUAAUCAUCAUGUUGCUGCGUCGGAUUCUAUAGAUUCACAGACGAAUUUCAUUGAAAAACAAAUCAAAUCUACUAGUUCACUUGAUACAACAGCAAACGUCCUUGAUUCCACUGAUCGACAAACUCCUCUGUUGAAUUCAAAUGUAUCUCAAACUAGUCAAGACAAACAAACACUUAAUUCAAGAGAUACGUUUCUUACUGACGAACAAACAAAAGAAAUCAAAUCGAAUGAAGUCGAAAGUAUUACACAGCCAGUUGAUAAUACAGAAUGUGAAGCUAGACUAUUAACCAAUGAAAGUAUAUCAUUACCACCGAACAUCGAAAGUCCAAUCGAUACAUUAGCAAAUUCAAUUAGUAGUCGGUAUAUAAGUAGUGAUGUAUAUCAUGGUUAUUUAGGUGAACGCACACAAUAUAUAAAAAGUUUAUCAAAAAGUGCUGCAAAACGUGCUAACAAAGCUCUACGUACUUAUAUUCAUCAAACUAUCUCGACACCAAUUAUACCAUUGAUUGAAACAAUACCAAAUGUUCCAUCAAGUAUGCAAAUGAUGAUGGUAAUAAAACGGUUGAAAAACAAAAGUGAGAAAAUAAAUUAUAAUCAAAAUGAAAAAAAUAAACAGUUCGUUCCGAUAUUCAAAAAAUCACAAUCAACAUUAGGAAAUCUUGAUAUAGACAAACAAGAUACAUUAUCAGCGUUAACUAUUGAAGCAUUAGCUGUAGCUGAAAAUAUGAAGGAACUAACAACUUCAUUACUCAAUAAUAGUAAUGACUUAUCCAACGAAAAACUCGUUGAUAAUCUAACAAAAGAAACUGAAAUAACAUCGUCAAUUCAAGACAAAGUUUUAAAUAAAACAACAAUAUCCACACGAGCAAGUUCAGCUAAUAAAGAAAAAGAAUAUAAUAUAUUGGAUAGCGAUACUAUCAUUAUUGAAGAAACAGAUCAUCACGAAAAUGAUAUAAAUCCUGAAACAACACCGAUAUAUCAAAUGUUAACAGACGAUACAACAACUACAAGUAACAUAUCAGCUUCGACUAUUGAAAAUAACCAACAGAUGUCUACAACGAAUGCUGCUAUAUCUUCUGAACAAAUACUACAAAACGAAUUUGAAAAUAUUGAAACGGAUACUGCAAAUUUAGUCGAUAAUGAUCAAAGCUUAAUUUCUCGAAAAUCUGAAUUUUAUUUCGAUGAAACAGAAAUCGAACCAACAAUAUUAACACCACCGGAUUCUAUCAACAUUGACAUAGUUCAGUUAACUUCACAUCCUACUUUCGAGAAAACUGAUGCAUCACUUAUUUCGACAGAUUCAGACAUAUCAGAAAUUCCACCAAUAAUUGAAAUUAAUAAAGUAACAUUAGAUAUCAAUCAAGAUCAUAACAUAUCGCAAGAUACUAUUCAAGAUUUAAUGAAUGACUUAGCUCGAAGUAUUUCAUCACGAUUAAAACAUAUAACAGAUCUUACUUCAAAUACUGGUCUUACAAAAUCUAUAAAUACACAGAGUAAUGAUAGUAUACAGAAAAUUGAAAAUGAAGAUAUUUUACGAAAUCCAUCAAACGAACUUCGUCCAUUAUCUCCAACAAAUACCGAACCGAAUUCAUCGGAAUUAAUUCAUGCUUUACGUGGUCAUAGUAUUGCUUUACAUAAUUCAACUGAACAACAAGUGAAUCCAUCCGAACAAUCAACUACUUCAACAACAUCAUCAUCUCAUAUAACAAGUUCAGAUCGUUAUGUUUCCUAUGCAAUACAUGAAAUGCAUGAUUCAUUACAAGAUCGUUUACCAAUUAUACCUCUUGCAGCUGAUUUACCUCUGUAUAAACAUAUUGAAAAUGUUCCAUUACAAUCAAUAACAAAAGAAGAAGAUUCAACUGAAUUUGAUGCAACAGAAAAUUUAACAUCUUAUUCUGAUGAUAUACUUUAUCGAAGACUUUAUAGAUCAAAUAUAGAUAUACGAAAAGAUUUAGAUAGUAGUAGUACGGAUGAUGAUGUUGAUGAAGAAUUUGAAGAACAUGAUUUAACAAAUAUUCAUCGUAUUAAUCAUAAAUUAACAGAAACAAGUAGUAGUUUAAGUGCAAAUGAUGAAUGUUAUCGUCGAUAUGAUGUUACAACAACACUAUCAAGUAAUGAUAGUUUAUCAUCACCAUUAAAACAACAAGCCGAUGACGUUUAUCUUAUACCAGGAUAUCCUGGCUUAUGGCGAACAUCAGCCGAUAAUGAUGAUGCAAAUUUACCAAUAGAUUAUGAUGCAGAUGAUGAAGGGAGAACAGCAACUAAAACUAAGACUAUCGUUCAAGUCUCCGAUUCGUUGAGACGUCCAUUAUCAUUCCAACCCAAUCGAAAUCCAACAACAAAUGAUCCUCAAUCAGAAGUUUUAACAACAGGUGUACCUUUACGACCAAAUUUAAAAGAAACAACGAAUCGACCAACAAAUAACUUUUCAUUUGAGAAAUCUGAAUCGGAUAGUUAUCAUACAUGUCCAUCAUCUAUAUACAAACAACGACAACAAUCGGAAUUAAAUGAAAAAUUAAAUCGAACUCAACAACAAACUCAGUCAAGUCCAGAAGAAAGUAUUUUUCUUAUAUGUGAACGUGAACGUGGUGUUUCAUUACCAGUUACAAUGAAUAUUGAUUAUGAUGAUAUCGGAUUUCGUUUAUCAACAUCAACACCAAAUGAAGCUCAAUUAUGUCCAACAAGACAAGCAAAUUUAUUAGCAAGAUUAUCUUCAAAAACUGAAUCAAGUUGUCGAGCAAGUUCACCAUCAUUAAAUAAUUAUGAUAAUGAUCAACAAAAACGAUCAUCUUGGUUAAAUAAUCUUAAUACAUUUACAACAACUACGGAUGAUACUAAUGAACUAACGAAAUCUCGUAUAACAUUUCAAAAAUCUGCAAAAGGUCCAAUAAGUAUAUCAGAAUGUCAUGCACAAGGACAUUAUAUUAUCAUCGAUAAUACAAGUCGAUCAAAAAAUAUUGAUCUUAGUAAUUGGAUAAUACAUCAAGAAAAUGAAAAUGGAAAUAAAUUAAUUUUUACAUUUCCAGAUAAUUGUCUUUUAGAAUCUAAACAUUCAUUAAAAAUUUUAGCAAAUACAUAUGAAUCUGAACAAAUUAAUGAUAAUGAACUUAUAGCUACAUCGAUAUCAACAUGGCAUACUGGUUCAUAUAUAAUUACAACGUUAAUUAAUCCUGAGGGCAAAGAUCGUGCAACAUUAACAAAAAAAACAAUAUUCUCUUGA